AUGGUCAGAUUCGGUUUCAGCUUCGUGCUAGCGGCGGCGGCCGCCCUCCUCGCCGGCGUGGUCUCUGCCGCUCCGGCGUCCGAGCUCGUCCAGGGGCAGGGGGCUGCCGCGUGGCCCAACGGCCCGCUGCGCACCGACGGCCGGUGGAUGAAGGACGCGUCGGGCAACACGGUCACCUACGCCGGCGCCAACUGGCCCGGCCACGGCGAGAUCAUGAUCCCCGAGGGCCUGCAGUACCAGAGCAUCAAGUACAUCGUGACCAAGCUCAAGAGCGUCGGCUUCAACGCCAUCCGCCUGACCUACGCCAUCCAGAUGAUCGACGAGAUCUACGACAACGGCGGCGUCGACAUCCCGCUUGACAAGGCGUUUGUGCAGGGCCUCGGCCAGGCUAACGGCACCCGCCUUCUGGCGCAGUUCCUGUCCAAGAACCCGCAGUUCACUGCCAAGUCAACCCGCCUACAGGUCUUCGAUGCUGUCGCCGCCGAGCUGGCCAAGCAGCAGAUGUACGUCCACCUCGACAACCACAUUUCCACGGGCAAGUGGUGCUGCGGAUCUAGCGACGACAAUGCCUUCUGGGGCGACCUCGCCUUCCAUCCCGGCAACUGGACCCGCGGCCUGGCCUACAUGGCGGCCCACGGAAAGGCCUGGCCUGCGCUGAUGAGCUCGGCGCUGCGCAACGAGCCCCGCGAGCCGUCGUCGGGCCCUGCCAAGGCCAACUACAACUGGGAGACGCUCUACAAGUACGCCAAGCAGGGCGCCGCCGCCAUCAACAAGGCCAACCCGAACCUCCUCAUCUUCAUCUCCGGGCUCAACUACGACACCUUCGUGACGCCCAUCGUGCGCGGCCAGGCGCUCUCGCCGGGCCAGACGCGCUUCGCUCGGAGCGACUUUGCCGGCUUCGAGAACAAGCUGGUGCUCGAGAUCCACAACUACGACAACAACCAGGGCAGCUGCUCGGCGCUCCGGAACAACCUGUACAACAACGGGUUCGAGGCGCACAGCGACUCGGCCGUCAACAAGUUCCCGGUCUUGCUGACCGAGUACGGCUUCGCCAUGGACGCGACGACGUGGCAGCGCGUCUACGCCACCUGCAUCGCGCAAUUCACGGCCGACAACAAGGCCGGCUUCUUCAUCUGGGUCAUCGUCGGCAGCUACUACACCCGCUCGGGCACCCAGGACUUCGACGAGGCCUGGGGCGUGCUGAACCACGACUGGUCCGACUGGCGCAAUCCGUCGUAUGUCCAGAACCAGCUGAUCCCGCAGAUCCGGGGAACGCUGUCCCAGUGA
This is a messenger RNA of Gaeumannomyces tritici R3-111a-1, 1287 nucleotides long. Its product is annotated as beta-1,6-galactanase. The record is from RefSeq and is a predicted model, not a curated record. The transcript has 2 exons. The coding region runs from base 1 to 1287 and encodes 428 amino acids. NCBI's taxonomy places the organism in Eukaryota, Fungi, Ascomycota, Sordariomycetes, Magnaporthales, Magnaporthaceae. Gene Ontology annotation, molecular function: hydrolase activity, hydrolyzing O-glycosyl compounds.